Messenger RNA from Chiloscyllium plagiosum (whitespotted bambooshark), 2789 nucleotides. RefSeq names its product ectonucleotide pyrophosphatase/phosphodiesterase 6 (gene enpp6). Gene Ontology annotation, biological process: lipid metabolic process; choline metabolic process. Gene Ontology annotation, cellular component: plasma membrane. Gene Ontology annotation, molecular function: glycerophosphodiester phosphodiesterase activity. Lineage: Eukaryota; Metazoa; Chordata; Chondrichthyes; Orectolobiformes; Hemiscylliidae. The record is from RefSeq and is a predicted model, not a curated record.
CAGAAACAACCUCCAUGCAUCUCCCCUGUCACGUGCCUAUAUAGAAUUGUGUAAAGAAUGACCCUACUUGCAUCCUUCACCAGCUAGGUGCCUGGCACAAGAAGUUAACAGAAACGGCGAGGGAGAAAGAGCAUUAGAAGAUCGGACUUGUCAAAAUGCACACCUAAAACAAUGCACAUAGCAGCCCAAAAUUCAAGUCAACAGCUCAUGUGGGGUAAAGUUGAUGUCGAGACAGAUGGAGUCAACACACUGUUAGAAAGUGAGAAAUUGUCUGGCUUUAUCUCCGAAGCUUUUUGAUCUUGUACUUUGACCUGGCCGCCUCCUUGCAGAGAUUUCAGCUUUCACACCAGGAGCCAGCGUUAGCACAGCAGCAGCAUUCAGUGCCUGGGAUUCACAAUGGCCAGGCACUCGGCUCUCUGUACCGCCACUCUGAUUGCCUUUCUCUCAGUCCCAUGCCUUGCAAACCGAAAACUGCUGGUUUUCCUCAUCGAUGGCUUCCGCUAUGAUUACAUCAACGAAAACGAACUGCAGAACUUGCCGGGUCUGAGGGAAAUCGUGCAAUCGGGCGUCAAAGCGGAUUACCUGACACCGGAGUUCCCCAGCCUCUCCUUCCCCAAUUAUUACUCCCUGAUGACCGGACACUAUUGCAAUGUGCACCAGAUGAUCGGAAAUUAUAUGUGGGAUGAGAAAUCAAACAAGUCAUUUCUAAUUGGAGAGAAUGAGGAUAGUCGGCUCCCAAUGUGGUGGGAAGCAUCAGAGCCAAUCUGGGUUACCAUGAUGAAGAAUAAGCGACAAGUUUAUAUGUAUUACUGGCCAGGUUGUGAAGUUGAGAUUCAGAGCACCAAGCCUACGUACUGUCGGGAAUACUAUUAUUAUCCAUCAGACAAAAAUUUUUCGACUGCUGUUUCAGAUGCCAUUGAUGUUUUGUGGCAGGGGAAAGCAGACAUGGCCGCAGUGUACUAUGAGCGCAAUGAUGUUGAAGGUCAUCAUUUUGGUCCUUGGUCAGAGCAGAGGAAGGAAGCCACCAAAAGUUUGGAUGAAACUUUAAGAAGCAUGAAUAUGAAAAUUAAGGAACUGGGUCUCCAGAAUGAAUUGAAUGUUAUUCUGUUUUCGGACCAUGGAAUGACCGACAUUUUCUGGACCGAGAAGGUCAUUGAACUUGAUAAGUACAUAAAGAUGUCAGAUGUACUGAACAUGAUGGAUCGAGGGCCUAUAGUCAGUUUGUGGCCUCAAGAAGGAAAACUGAAUGAGCUGUAUAGCAACCUUAAGAAAGUUAAAGAGAUGAACGUGUACAAGAAAGAUGAAAUUCCAGAUAAAUAUCAUUAUAAAGGUGGCAAAUUUGUAGCACCACUUACUCUGCUCGCUCAAGAAGGAUGGUUUAUCUCUGAGAAUAUACAGAAGUUGCCUUAUUGGGCCAAUGGAACAGAUGGCAAGAAGGGUUGGCAGCAUGGAUGGCAUGGCUAUGACAAUGAUUUGAUGGAUAUGAAAGGAUUCUUUCUGGCCUAUGGACCAGAUUUCAGAUCAAAUUACAAGGCACCUCCAAUAAGAGUGGUUGAUGUAUACAACAUCAUGUGUCAUGUUGCUGGAAUAAAUCCAUUGCCAAACAAUGGUACAUGGUCCCGAGUGAAAUUGAUGCUGAAUAACGGUGUGAAUUUGUCUUGCACUGCAAAAGUUAGUGUAACUGUGUUGACACUAAUGUUGGGCUGGGUCUUUUUCUGAUUUGAUUUCACUUAAUUUUUUAAAACAUUUGAAUUGAACUCUGUGAUUUUUACUAAGAUUGUUCUAAUUAAUUGUCUUUGGAUAUUCAAAUAAUGUUUAAUCAUACUGUCAAAGCGUUGGACCCUAAUAGCUUCCUACUGAAUGCUGUAAAGUGAUCCUUUUUUGAGUAAAAUGUCAAUGUUUUAUAGUCUAUAAUGCACAACUAGUUGAACACCUCCCAUGCAUACUCAGAAGUAACAAUCCUACCAUCAUCCUGACUCUAACACUUUGUACAUCCCCUCCUCACUUUGGCAGGAGUGCAUUCAGCCAUCUUGGCCCCAUGCUGUGAAGUUUCUUCAUACAUCCUAAUGCUUCAUUCCCUCCCUCUCCUCCUCAGAAAUCCUCAUUGAUUAACAGCUCUUUUAACAAGCUCUCGCUCAGACUUCAUGAUUUCUUCUUUAACUUUAUUUAAUCUUUGUCUGAUGAUGUUCCUGUGAUAUUUUUCUUAAAAAAUGAAAGUUGUUGAUCUGAUGCAAGUUGUGUUGCUAAAGAGUUGAUGUCCUUCCCGGACAUGAUAGUUCCUAAGAUAGCUCAUUCAGAACAGUCCAGAUGACAGCAUCAAGUGGAAAUUUAAUGAGUUCCAAUAUUAUGGUAGCACCAGAACACUGUUCUUCUUGCAAGAUCGAGGAGACAUUUGGUUGGACUUUACUUCUUCCUUUAUUUGAUAGAAUGCUAUUUAGCAAGAGAUUCAGAAACUACAUCAUGAUCCUUUACUCAAACUACAUUUCACAAUGCAGUCUAAUUAUUGUGGGGGAGCUCCUUAAGGGUAGAUAACGUCCUAUUGGUAUUAUUGCGAGACUAUUAAUCCACAGAUUUAGAUAACAUUCUGGGGACCUGGGUUUGAAACCGGCCAUGGCAGAUGGUGGAAUUUGAAUUCAAUAAUAAUCUAGAAAUAAGAGUCUAAUGGUUAACAUGAAACCAUUUCCGAUUAUUAGGAGAAAGCUCAUCUGGCGAACUAAUAUCCUUUAGGGAUGGAAACUGCCAUCCUUAACUGGCCUGGCCUACAUGUGACUCCAGACAACUGCAAAGUG